Molecule: messenger RNA, 2226 nt
Organism: Ceratitis capitata (Mediterranean fruit fly)
Lineage: Eukaryota; Metazoa; Arthropoda; Insecta; Diptera; Tephritidae
Product: sodium-dependent neutral amino acid transporter SLC6A17
Exons: 10
Coding region: 301-2109 (602 amino acids)
Biological process (GO): sodium ion transmembrane transport
Cellular component (GO): membrane
Source: RefSeq, a predicted model, not a curated record
UUGCCGCUCGUGGGUCUGCGCAUGUGGAACGCUCUGCUCGUUUUGCUGAAAGUUUGGCGAAUUUUUUCGGUUGAUUUUAUUUGUUUUUUUUUCUAUUGUAUUAAGCAAAAGAAAACAAGCAAACAAAAAGAAAGUGUUUUUAUAAGAAAUAUAUGUAUAUAUAAACAAAUAUAUAUUAAUUUUUUUUUAACAAUAGAUAACUAUGUUGUUGUUUAACUGUUAGGAGAAUUACUUUUAGUGCUAGUGUACUUUAUGCUUUUACGUGUGUGAGUGUGCUUUGAAGCAAAUUUCGUGUUGAAAAUGAUUUACGAAAGUUCAUAUGACAGCGGCCGCUUGCCGUUUAAGCCCGACUUAACACGCGGUUACUGGGCCAAAUCGAGUGACUUCGUGUUUACCGGUAUCAGUUUGGCCUUCCGUUUGGAUAUCUUCUCCGUAGUAUGGAUGGCAUUCACAUACGCUGGCUGUGCUGGCGUCUUGCCAUACAUAAUUUGUUUGUUCCUAUUUGUUGUUCCACUUUUCGUUAUGCAAUCGUUUAUGGGACAAUUCUCGAGUAGUGGUUUCAUAUCGUCAUUUCGUAUAGCACCGUUAUUUAAAGGAAUUGGCUACAUAAGUUUGGCUGUGAAUUUGGGUGUACUUACCUAUUAUAGCGUUCUAGCUGCCGUACCGUUACUCUACCUCUUUCAUUCAUUAAGACCUACACUGCCGUGGAGUUGUGAAGGUUUAAAAGACUGGUCAGCUAAUGUAACAGAAAAUCCUGUAAAACAUCUUUGCCAUAUGUUGACGAAUGACACAACGCCGAAUGCCAACUUUUCCUGGUUUGUAAUGCACGAAAUACCAUCGAACUUAUUUUUAAAAACACGCUUUAACAAUUUAGAAUUAUUUGAGCCCAACGAUGAAGGAUUUUAUAUAUCAUGGGAGAUUUUACUUUGCACAUUUCUAACAUGGACAAUAAUUUCGUCUAUAUUCUAUAAGUGCAGAAGCAUUGAGAAGCUUGGCACAGUACUACGUUAUUUAAUAUUCAUCACCUUGGCUUUGCUCCUGAUCACUGUGAUACGGUUUUCUUUGGUGCCCAGCAAUCUCACACAAGCAAUAUAUGAUUUCUUCAUACCAAAUCGGUUUACCCUGAUUCAAAGUUUUUCUUGCGUAAGCAUAUUUGUGAUUUCGGUUUUUGGCGCUGGCUGGGGUACUGUUAUAUCUUUGGCCAGUUUCAAUAAAUUCAAAUCGCCCAUCACCCAAAAUAGCUGGACUAUUUGCUUGGGACAAAUGUUCGUAUUUCUCUCCUUCGCGUUUAUCGUCUUUGUCACAGAUAAUUAUUUUGAUGAAAUAAAGGAAGCGUAUGAUGAACAGAAUCCGAAUUCAUAUGCAUUUAUAAAUAAAUUAUGGGUAUUGUACCUCUCCACUGGCAGCGUGUUGGCGGAAAUGUCCUGGCCAAAUCUGUGGUGUAUUAUUUUCUAUCUUAUGUUGAUAUUGACAGCGCUGAUCACAAUGUCCAUUUGUCUACUAUCAACACUGCAGAGUAUCUUUGAUGAUUUCGAAAAUUAUCGUACGCGCAAAACUGAAAUCACUUUUAUUGUGAUUGGCCUUUUAGCCAUAUGCUCACUGUAUACCUGCUCCAAUCAAGGCGUCUUUCUACACGUUAUAUUCGCCAACGACACGGUUGUCACACAAACGGCACUGAACCUUCUGCUCUUCCUCGUGGUUUUGUGGGUUUAUGGUCGCGUGCGUUUCCAGCGUGACCUGGAAUUUAUGUUGAGUGAACGUUUCAGCAACUGCAAAAUUUAUAUGUUACGUUUUGUGUCGCCACUGUGCCUAAUAGUCAUGUUGCUCGCUACAUUUUUCGUUGCCUUCAUGUACCAUAAUGUUGGCUCUUGGAUAGUGCAAAUAGCUGCUUUGCUUUUUAUCGUUUUACCCUGGCUUUAUGUGCCGGGUUAUAUGAUUUAUAUAAUGCUACAGACCACUGGCACAUACAAGACACGAUUCAAGCGUUGCUGCCGCCCAAUGGAUUGGUAUCCAGUGGAAUUGGAGGAUCGACAACGUUAUGAGCAGGCAAUGCGCAAUACGGAUAUGACGCAUCAAUUGAAUUCGCUGGACGAGGAGACGGCGACGUAAAUAUUAAGUGAUGAUAAAGAUGAUGUGAUGAUGUGAUCUGAUAAUGAUUUAGCCUCAAAAUGUGAUUUGUAUUUAAAGCAAAUAAUAGUUUAAAUAAAUUAAAGUAUUUAAAUGGCA